GACAGUGCUGUUUCACAGUCCCUGUGAGUAUUUUUGUUGGACCGAGAGCAGCUGUGACUCACCCAGGCAUGCUGUGCUAAAGUGGGGGGUUGACUGCUGAAAGGAGGUAGUCCAAGAUCUUCAUCGCACCCAGGCCAGUGGCUUAGAGGGAAGCUUCUGUCAGUAGAAGGUUACUAGCUCCAAGGAAAUCAUGGCCUCAUCCCGGCUGGUGGCAAGAUCUAGAGAUAUUGCCAAUGUCAUGCAACGACUUCAGGAUGAGCAAGAGUCAGUGCAGAAGAGGACUUUCACAAAAUGGAUCAACACUCAUUUGGCUAAGCGCAAUCCUCCCAUGCUGGUCAAUGAUCUGUUUGAAGAUAUCAAAGAUGGAGUAAUGCUAAUCGCCCUUUUGGAAGUCCUGUCAGGGCAGAAACUGCCUUGUGAGCAGGGACGUCAACUGAAGAGAAUUCACUGGGUUGCCAACAUUGGCACAGCUCUUAAGUUUCUGGAAGGAAGGCGGUCCAUAUACAGAGGAUCUCCGAUUAAGCUUGUCAACAUUAACUCAACUGAUAUUGCUGAUGGUAGGCCUUCUAUUGUGCUUGGCUUGAUGUGGACCAUAAUUUUAUAUUUUCAGAUUGAGGAGCUGACAAGCAACCUUCCACAGCUGCAGUCAUUGUCUAGCAGCGCUUCUUCUGUGGAAAGCGUUGUCAGUUCAGAAACUGCGAGUCCUCCAAGCAAACGGAAGGUGGUAACCAAGGUCCAGGGAAGCGCCAGGAAGGCUUUGUUAAAAUGGAUACAGUACACAGCAGCAAAGCAAGUUGGAAUUGAAAUCAAAGAUUUUGGACAAAGUUGGAGGAGUGGUAUUGCAUUUCAUUCUGUGAUUCAUGCUAUCCGUCCAGAUUUAGUGGACAUGGAGAAAGUGAAGGGAAGAUCAAAUAGGGAAAACCUGGAAGAAGCCUUCACCCUCGCAGAAGCAGAGCUAGGAAUCCCAAGGCUUCUUGAUCCAGAAGAUGUGGAUGUUGACAAGCCAGAUGAAAAGUCUGUCAUGACCUAUGUAGCCCAAUUUCUGAAGUACUAUCCUGAUCCUCAUCAUACAGUGGCUGAUGUGCAGGAGAAUGAUAAGGAAGAUAGACUGGUACUGAGAGACCUAAAAGUGUGGGCAGAGCAGUUUGAAAGAGACUUGGCCCGCGCACAAGCAGCAGAGACAAGCUUACAGGAGAAAUACCAGUCAUUUAAACAUUUCAGAGUCCAAUAUGAGGUAAAAAGGAGACAGAUUGAACUUGUCACUCAGUCAUUACGGAAAGAUGGUAAAUUAUCACUUGAUCAAGCUAUGCUGAAGCAAGCUUGGGACAGAGUUUCUUCCAGGCUACUUGAUUGGCACGUACACCUUGAUAAAUCUCUUCCUGCACCUUUGGGUACCAUAGGUGCUUGGCUUUAUAGAGCAGAGGCUGCCCUGAGGGAAGAAAUAACUGUUCAGCAAGCUCACGAGGAGACAGCGAAUAUAAUACAUCGGAAGCUCGAACAACAUAAGGAUCUGCUGAAAAACGUAGAUGGCCACAAAAAGACAUUCCAUGAGAUCCACCGGGCCAGGUCUGUUAACGGAGUGCCUGUUCCAUCUGACCAAUUAGAGGAUAUGGCAGAGAGGUUUAAUUUUGUUGCCUCUUCAUCUGAUCUCCAUCUGUUGAAAAUGGAGUUUCUGGAACUGAAGUACCGUCUACUGUCACUCUUAGUCCUUGCUGAAUCAAAGUUAAAAUCAUGGAUUAUCAAGUAUGGAAGACGGGAGUCAGUAGAACUGCUUCUUCAAAAUUAUAUUUCUGUUAUUGAAAACAGUAAAUUCUUUGAGCAGUAUGAAGUUACAUAUCAAAUCUUGAAGAAAGCAGCUGAAAUGUAUGCCAAAGCAAAUGGCUCAGUGGAAGAAGUUGAGAAUGUGAUGAAAUUCAUGAACGAAACAACAGCACAAUGGAGGAACCUCUCGGUAGAGGUGAGAAGUGUAAGAAGCAUGUUGGAAGAGGUAAUUGCUAAUUGGGACAGAUACAGCAGCACUGUUGCAAGUCUACAGGCCUGGCUGGAGGAUGCUGAAAAAAUGUUGAAUCAGCCUGAACAGUCUAAAAAGGAUUUUUUCCGGCAUUUACCUCUUUGGAUCCAACAGCAUACAGCCAUGAAUGAUGCUGGUAAUUUUCUAAUUGAAACAUGUGAUGAGACCAUUUCCAGAGACCUUAAGCAGCAACUUCUGUUACUAAAUGGAAGAUGGAGGGAAUUGUUUAUGCAAGUUAAGCAAUAUGCUCGGGCAGAUGAACUGGACAAAAUGAGGAAGGAAUACCUGGAUGGUGUUGUCCAUUUGACAGCUUUUGUUGAUGGAAGCAAUAGAAAAUUUUCAGUGCCUGUAGAAGUGUCCUUUCUAGAUGUCAAGACGUUUGUACAAGAUUUAGAAAAUAUUAAACAGAAAUUGCCUGUGAUGGAAGCUCAGUACAAAAUGAUUGCAAGGACAGCACAGCUUGUUACAAAGGAAGUUUCCCAAGAAGAAGCAAAUGAAAUGCUUGCAACUUUGACAAGAAUCAAAGAGCAGCUGAGCAAGGUUAAGGAAUAUUGCUGUGCCCUGCUGUAUGAAUGCCAGCAUCUGCUGUCUCCGCUGGAAGAACUGGAGAAGCAAAUCACACAUUUUUAUGAAUCUCUCGAAAAAGUGAAUGAAAUAAUUUCUAUUCUGGAUCCUGAAGCACAGCCUACAACUGUUCUUAAACAAAAAGCCCAGGAUUUGGUAGCUUAUCAAGAAAACUGCAAGAAAGCUUUGUCCCUGGUUGAGAGAAAUAGUCAGAGUGUUCUGCAGUGUGUGGCUUCGAGUGAAGUAUUACAGCAUUUCCAUCAAUUGACAUUUCAGAAGAAAGUUACACAGAUUCAGAUCACUUUUCAGAAUAUGGUCAGGAAAGCUGGUGACUGGAGAAAAAACAUAGAAGCAAAUAGCCGUCUGAUGAAGAAAUUUGAGGAGUCUAGAGCAGAACUGGAGAAAGUAAUACAGAUUGCCCAUUGUUGCUUAAAAGAAAAAGGAAAUCCUGAAGAACUUCUCAGGAAACAUAGCGAAUUCUUUAACCAGUUGGACCAGAGAGUCCUAAAUGCCUUCCUGAAAGCUUGCGAUGAACUCACUGACAUCCUUCCUGAACAAGAACAGCACAGUCUGCAGGAAGCUGUGAGGAAACUCCAUAGGCAGUGGAAGGAUCUUCAGACAGAAGCCCCGUAUCAUUUGAUCCAUUUGAAGAUUGAAGUGCAGAAAAGCAAACUGCUGGUCACAGUGGAGGAAUGUAAAGCUGAGCUAGCUCGACAGAACAAGGUGUUAUCCAGUGAAGGCAACGAAAAGAUGAUCAAAGAGCACAUGUUGUUCUUCGGUGACAAGGGAUCCUACCAGCUGUGUGAGAAAAGGCUACAACGGAUUGAAGAACUGUGUCAAAAACUGCCAGUUUCUGAUCCAGUGAGGGCUACAUUGGAAAGCAGCCGAAGAAUUCUGAAGGAACUUAAAUCCCAGAUUGACAGCACAUAUGUGAAGCUAACAGAGCGCUCUGAGAAGUGGAAGGGCUAUAAGAACAGAUUUUCUGAAUUGGCAAAUUGGAUUUCAUCAACAGAAAGAGAGAUAAAGAAGAUAAAGCAAACUGUCAAUGAUACGGCCAGAUACAAGCAAUUUGAAGCAGCUGUGGGGGAAAUUAGGCAACAUAUUAGCAAGCAAGGAGAAAAUCUCAGCUGGCUGAAAUCUGGACUUGCUGUUCUGACUGCAGUAUGUCCUGAUCUGGAGGCCAAAAACACAGAAGAUGAGCUUUGUAAGCUUUCCAGUGACUUCAAGGGACUCCUAGAUUCAUUGGCUGAGAUUGAAAAGAUGUUAGGCACUGUUGGAAACUGUGUCCAGUACAAAGAAGAAGUUAAGAGUGCUAUUGAAGAGUUAAUCACCAACUCUAAAGAAGCCCAAGCAGAGGCUGAGAUGAUCUUGGAUACAGAAAGCUUAUUACAAGCUCAGCAACUACUACUUCAUCAUCAGCAAAGGACAAAGAGAAUCCGGGCAAAGAGGGAAGAUGUGCAACAGCAGAUUUCCCAGGCUAAACAGUUGCAGAUUGAAGGUGGACUGCCCAGCACAAUGCAGGAAGAUUUACAGAAGUUGGAAGGAACAUUGGAGAACAUGCAGCAGACAAUGGAGAAACGAGAAGAACAAUUACAGGUCACAAUAAAUAAAUGGGAGCAGUUUGAAAGGGACAAAGAAACAGUAGUAAAAUAUCUUAAUCAAGCAAGCUCUGCACUUGAACGUAUCUUAAACUUUAGCAGUUUAGAGAGCCUCUCCACAGAACUGGAUCAAACAAAGGAGCUGUCUAAACAGACUGAAGCCAUGGCGGUGCAGGCUGAGAAUCUGGUGAAGAAUUCUUCUGAGAUACAGCUUGGUUCAAAGAACAAGCAAUCCCUGCAGCGACAGGCAAAAACAAUCCAAGAACAAGUGAAAAAAGUAGAAGUUACUCUUGAAGAAGAUAUUAAAAGCAUGGAAAUGGUGAAAAACAAGUGGGAUCAUUUUGACAAUAAUUUUGAAGCUCUGUCCAUCUGGAUAGCUGAAAAAGAAAAAGAACUGGAAACUUUGGAAACAUCAUCAUCUCCUUUGGACAUACAGAUCAGCCAGAUCAAGGUUAUUAAUAAAGAAAUAGAUGGUAAAAUAAGUGGAAUCCCCAGACUAGAAGCGGAAGCCCAGUCUUUUUCCCAGUUUGUUACCUCUGGAGAACGUGCACACAUUAAAGCCAAACUGACCCAGGUCAAAAGGUAUUGGGAAGAGCUAAAAGAUCAUGAACAGAGACUGGAAGGAACAAUCACUGGGAAUGCCUCAGCACAGCAGAAAUAUGAAGAAAGUCUCAAACAGGUGCAGCAAGCAGUGUCCGGGUUUGAAGCUAAGCUGGCUGAGCCUCUUACAUCAUGUGCCUCAUCAGCGGCGACGUACGGGGUCCUUCAGGAUUACACGGACCUUUGUCAUAAUGUGAAAAAACUGAGCAAUGCUCUGGCUUCUCUCUCAGCCUGUGCCCGAAAGGUCUCCAACAAAGAAAAAGCUGCUCAGGAGGUGACAGCGUUACAGCAGAAAUAUGAAAAAGUGCUAGAAAAUGCUAAAGAGAAACAGACCUUGUUAGAGACUCUUCUAGCUCAGUGGCAGAAGCACGAGAAAGAGCUGUCUGCCUUCCUCACUUGGUUAGAGGAGUGUGAAGCUGCAGCCAGUCCUUCAGAGCAGUAUGUUUCAGCUGACAGAGUUAAACUAGAAGGUGAACUGCAGUCACUACAGGAUUUGCGAGCUGAUAUUGAGUCCCAUGCUUCAGUCUAUGCAAACCUAUUACAAUUAAAUGAGUCGCUGUUUCCAACAGUUUCCAACCAGUGUGUAAAGGUGAUUAAAGAAAAAUUUGAAGAGCUGGAUGAGAGGUGGAAAGCUUUACCACAAACUGUUGAUAAAAGGAUAUAUUUCCUUCGAUCUCUUGUUGCUGAACAUGGGCAAUUUGAUGAGCUACUGCUCAGUUUUUCGGACUGGAUUAAGCAGUUUCUUGCUGAACUACAAGCCACUUCAGAAAUAAACACAACUGAUCGACAACUCGCUGUAUCUGACAAUAAGGACCACUUAAAGGAAGUUGAAAGUAAAAAACAGCAGCUACAAAGUCUGAAGGAACAUGUAGAAAAACUGUGUUCUUUCAGCUGCCCAGAGGACCACCAGACUUUGCAGGGAAAGACUGAAGAUUGCUUUCAGAUCUUCCAAGAGGCAAGUCAAAUGACUAGCCAAAGACAAGAGGCUCUGGAACAGCUACGGGUAUUUCUGGAGCUCCACAGUGCUGCAUCAAGUAUGCUCCACCAGCUGAGGCAGACAGUGGAGAAAACAGGAAAUAUGGAUAAAGCUAAAUCUGAAUUACUGCAAAAGGAGCUGCAUGAUGUUAUUCAAGAUCUUAACAAGCUGGAAUCUCUUGCCGUCAGUUUGGACAGUUCCCUUACUAAGGCCCAGUAUCAUCUAAAACAUGGCAUUUCUGAGCAGAGGACCUCCUGCAGGGCUGUGGUGGAUAAUCUGUGCUUGGAACUGGAGGCAGUUCAAAACCUACUGGGAACCAAGCAGAGUGAGGCAGAAGCUCUCGGAGCCUUGAGGAGAUCUUUUGUGGAACGUAAGGAACAGCUACUGAAGCGUAUUGAAGAUACUGAGGAAAGGGCUGACAAGGAAGGUCUGAAGGAGGCAACGCUGCAAGCCCUCCAGCAAAGAUUAAGGAUCUUUAACCAGUUAGAUGAGGAACUGAGUUCUCAGCAGCAUGAACUCCAGUGGCUCAUGGACAAAGCAAAACAAAUAGCCCAAAAAGAUGUAACACUUGCUUCUGAGAUUGACAAAGAGCUAAAUCGCUUAGAAUCUCUGCGGGAGGAUACCAAGAAAAGUAUACGUGAAAAAAAGGACCAGUGCUGUGUUCUUAUUGAUCUGAUGAAGGAAUAUCAGAGUUUGAAGUCAAUGGUAAUGAAAGUCAUAGACAGUGCCGACAGCGCUUCUGCGAUCAAAUCAAUUUGGAAGGACCAUGAAGAUGUUAGGCGAACUUUAUCCAAGCAUGAAGCUGCCAAGAAUGAUCUGAGUGAUAAGCAGAAAGAUCUGGAUAGUUUCACCAAUAAAGGAAAACAUUUGUUAGCAGAAUUGAAAAGAGUUCGUGGCUGCGACCCCACUGCAGUGAAAACAGAUAUGAACUGUACAGUGGACAAAUGGCUAGAUGUAUCAGAAAGGAUUGAAGACAACAUAGACCGGUUGAGUGUAAGCGUAUCUCUGUGGGACGACAUACUGAAAAUCAGAGAUGAAAUGGAUGAAUGGUGUAAUAAAUGCAUUUCUCAACUGAAUGAAGGCAUCGGCAACUUCAGUAAUAGUCAGAGAAUGGAGGUCAUCCUGAAAGAGUUUCAGUCUGACGUCAAGGACAAAGAACUGAAGCUGGAGCAGCUUAGUUCUAAAAUUUCAGAUCUCAAAGAACUGACCCAUAGUCAAGAGCCUCCUGCAGACCUUCAGUUCAUAGAAUCAGAUUUGAGGCAAAAGUUGGAACAUGCCAAAGAAAUGUCAGAGACAGCAGAAGAAACACUAAAAGAUUUCAGUACUCAGAAGAUGCAGUUACAGAAGCUUAUCAAUCAGAUGACAGAGUGGUUGACAACAGUGGAAGAGAUAUUGUUAAGCUGUGCACGUAACCUGAACCCUGAUGCUCUAAAUAAAGUGAAGGAGACGCAAAAAGACCUUCAGCUUCAGCAGAGCAGCAUUGACUCAGCCCGGGAGAACCUCAACAGCCUGUGUCGCAAGUACCAUUCUGUGGAGCUGGAGGCUCUUGGUGGCACUGUCAGUUCAUUAAUAAAGAAGUAUGAAGCUGUGAAUCAGCUCUGUUCCAGGACACAGGCCAGCAUGCAGGAGUCCCUGGAAAAACACUUCCUCAAUUGUAUGCAAGAAUUCCAAGAAUGGUUUUCUGGUGUGAAGACUGCAGUAAAAGAAUCUUCUGACAGAUCUGGAGAUAGCAAAGUCAUAGAGGCAAAGCUACAUGAUUUGCAGAUUGUGCUGGAUUCUGUUAGUGAGGGACAGAACAAAUUAGAAGCUGCCUGUAAGGAAGGAGAAAAUUUGUGUGCUUGCUUACCCAAACCAGUUGUGAGCCAUAUCCAGGAGCAAAUAGAAAAGUCUACCCAGAGCUUCCAGGAAUUCCUCAACCAGUGUCUGAAAGAUCAGCAGGCCCUAGAAGCUUGUGCCUCAGACCUGGGAAGCUUUGAGGAUCAGCACAAGAAACUCAGCCUGUGGAUACAUGAAAUGGAAGAAAGAAUAAGCACAGAAGCAUUAGGAGAGAACAAACAGCUUAUUCCUGAGAAGAAAAAUGAGGUGCAGAAAGUGGAAAAGUUCCUGGAAGAGUUAUUGACUUCAAGAGAAUCUUUUGAAAAACUCUCCCAAAUGGCACAGGCUUUAAAUGAAGGAGGACAAGGUGCAGGACAAGUGCGCUUGGCCUCUCAGCAUCUCACCAGUUACCAAAACAUGGUCAAAACUGUCAAGGAGAAGCUGCGAACAUGUCAGGUUGCGCUCCAGGAGCAUCUUGCUUUGGAGGAGGCACUGCAGAGCAUGUGGUCAUGGGUGAAAGAGGUUCAAGAUAAACUAGCAUCGUUAAAGAGCACUGUUGGUAGCAAAGCCACACUAGAGAGACGACUGACACAAAUUCAGGAGAUCCUCUUACUCAAAGGUGAUGGUGAAGUUAAGCUGAACAUGGCCAUUGGCAAAGCAGAACAAGCACUUAGAAACAGCAAUGAGGAAGGACAAAAGGUGAUACAAAACCAGCUACAAGUGCUGAAGGAUGUAUGGAAUGACGUCAUCAACACCUCAGUGAACUGGCAGAGCUGUCUAGAGUCUGUGAUUAGCCAGUGGAAUGACUAUUUGGAAAGGAAGAACCAGCUGGAGCAGUGGUUAGAUAAACUGGAUCACAAAGCAGAACAUCCUAUAGAACCACAGAUUGGCCUGAAGGAGAAGUUUGCUCAGCUGGACCACUUCCAAGCUAUUGUUUCUGAGAUAGAGGAUCACUCUGUUGAUUUACAUCAACUCACUGAAAAAGCUGUGGAACUGUAUGAAAAAACUGAGGAUGAUUCUUUUGGAGAAGCAGCUCAAGAAGAACUAAAAACACACUUUAAUGAUAUCACAGCUGUGGCCAAGGAGAAAAUGAGGAAAGUGGAAGACAUUGUGAAGGACCAUUUGCUGUACCUUGAUGCCGUGCAUGAAUUCACAGACUGGCUCCAUUCUGCAAAAGAAGAGCUGCACCGCUGGUCAGAUAUAUCUGGAGAUACAUCAGCAGUACAGAAAAAGCUGACCAAAAUCAAUGCCCUGCAGGCGGACUGGAAGCAGUGGGAAGAGAGCGCUUUCCAAACCCAAAGCAACCUGGAGGAUCUGCUCAGCCAGAUGGCCCUGUCGGAGCAGGAGUUCGCCGCCCAAGUCGCUCAGCUGGAAAAGGCCGUGGAGCAGUUUGGCACGCUGCUGGCCGCUUGGUCGCAGCGCCUGGCCCCCCUGGACGGCCAGCACACGGACGCCGAGCUCGUGGAGUGCUGGCGGAGGGAAAAAGAAACAUUGGAUGCUCUAGCAAAGUCUGAGCAUAUGUCGGAUGAGAUCAAGACUCAAUUAAAUGACCUCUGUAGAUUUUCCAGAGAUUUGAGUGAUCAUUCUUCAAAAGUUUCAGGGUUGAUUAAGGAGUAUAACAGCCUCUGCCUGCAAGCUUCAAAAGGAUGUCAGAGUAAAGAGCAGAUCUUGCAGCAAAGAUUUCGAACAGCUUUCAGGGACUUCCAGCAGUGGCUAGUCAAUGCAAGAAUCACCACAGCCAAAUGCUUUGAUGUGCCUCAGAGUAUCAGUGAAGCUUCAGCAAGUCUGCAGAAAAUACAGGAAUUCUUAUCAGAAAGUGAGAAUGGGCAACAUAAACUAAACUUGGUAGCAUCCAAAGGAGAACUGCUGUGCUCUAUGUUACCAAAAGAAAAGGCUCAAGUUAUCCGGGAGAAAGCUACUACUGCUAAAGAAGAUUGGAAAAAUUUUAUCGCUACCCUUCACCAAAAGGAAUCUGCAUUGGAGAACUUAAAGAUCCAGAUGAAGGACUUUGAAGUAAGUGCUGAGCCUCUGCAGGAGUGGCUGAGCAUGACAGAAAAGAUGGUUCAAGGAAGUAGUAGUCGACUCCAUGAUCUUCCUUCCAAGAGGAGAGAACAGCAAAAGUUACAGUCUGUCCUUGAGGAAAUAAGCUGUCACGAGCAUCAGCUCAACAGGCUAAAAGAGAAAGCUCAGCAGCUGUGGGAAGAGCAAGCUGUCAGCAAAAGCUUUAUGCGCAGAGUGUCUCAGCUGUCUUCUCAAUACCUUACUCUAAGCAAUCUGACAAAGGAGAAGGUUUCCAGGAUGGAUAGGGUCGUUGCAGAGCACCAGCAGUUCUCUCAUGGUGUCAAGGACCUCCAGGACUGGAUGGCUGAUGCAGUUCACAUGCUGGAGUCCUACUGUCAUCCCACUGCAGACAAGAGUGUUCUGGACAGCCGGAUGUUAAAGCUGGAGGGACUCCUAGCAGUGAAACAAGAAAAAGAAAUCCAAAUGAAAAUGGUUCUGACAAGAGGAGAAUCUGUUCUGCAAAAUACGUCUCCAGAGGGUGUGCCAGUGAUUGAACGGCAGUUGCAGACCCUAAAGGACAACUGGGCUUCUCUUCUGUCUGCUUGUAUCCAGUGCAAGAGUCAGCUGGAAGGAGCGCUCUCCAAAUGGACAAGUUACCAGGAUGAUGUUCGCCAGUUUUCCAGCUGGAUGGAUAAAGUAGAAGCAAGCAUGAAUGCUUCUGAGAGGCAGUAUGCAGAACUGAGGGAAAAAGCAGCUGCCCUCAGCAAAGCAAAGCUACUCAGUGAAGAAGUAUUGAGUCAUAGCAGCCUGUUAGGGACUAUUGAAAUAAAAGGCAAUGGAAUGACUGAGCAUUAUGUAACCCAGCUCGAACUCCAGGACCUUCAGGAGCGAUACAAGUUUCUCAAAGACAGAACAAGGGAAGCAGUAACGAAAGCUGAAGGACUGCUUAACUUACAUCAGGAGUACCAAAGAAAUCUGAAGGCCUUUGAAGUCUGGUUGGAGAAGGAACAGGAGAAACUUGACUGCUUAGCACAUCUGGAAGGUGAUACACAGAAGCAGGAGGCAACACUCCGAGACUUACAGGAGUUGCAGGUCCACUGUGCGGAAGGACAAGCAUUACUGAAUGCUGCUAUCCAUGCCAGAGAGGAGGUGAUUCCUUGGGGCAUGCCCCAGAUAGAGGACCGAGCCCUGGAAUCUGUACGACAGGAUUGGCAAGUUUACCAGCACAGGCUUUCUGAAGCAAGAACGCGGUUAAAUGCUACUGUGAGCAGAUUGAGGUUAAUGGAGAAAAAAUUUCAGAAAGUAAAUAACUGGCUAACAGAUCUGGAGGAAAAAGUUACUAUCAGGACUGGGAGGCAGUCUGGUAGAGCAACAAAGGAGAUGCAGCUGCAACAAAUGAAGAAGUGGCAUGAAGAAAUUACAGUCUACAAAGAUGAUGUGGAGGAGGUUGGGGUAUUGGCUCAGCAAAUACUAGAGGAAAGUCUCGCUACAUGUAGAACGGGAAGUCAAGCCACACAACUUACUUCUCGAUAUCAAACUCUUCUUCUUCAUGUGUUGGAGCAAAUAAAGUUUCUGGAAGAAGAGGUUAGAAGUAUGGAGGAGUCAGAAUUAGCUUUCAGUGCUUAUGCAAAUUGGUAUGGAGCUACCAAUAAGGACUUCAGAAACGUAAUCACCAAGUUUGAUGUGGUGGAUAAAACAGCAAUGGAGAAAAAAAUGCAGAAAUUAGAGCUUCUCUUAAGCGAUAUGGACAUAGGCCAUAGUUUACUGAAAUCUGCCCGGGAGAAGGGAGAGCGAGCUAUAAAGUACAUGGAAGAAAAGGAAGUUUCCCAGUUAAGAAAAGAAAUCAGUGAUUACGUGGAACAGCUUGAAGAAUUGGCUGGCUUGAUCAGGAAAGAGCACAUGACUUCAGAGAAGUGCCUACAGCUGGCCAAGGAGUUCUCGGACAAGUACAAAGCGCAGACCCAGUGGCUAAUGGAGUACCAAGGCAUCUUACAUGCUCCAGUGGAGCCAAAAAGUGAACUCUAUGAGAAGAAGGCCCAGUUGUCUAAAUACAAGUCCAUACAGCAGACUGUUCUGUCCCAUGAGUCUACAGUAAAAUCAGUGAUUGAAAAGGGAGAAGCACUUUUUGAUCUGGUGAAUGAUACAGCUCUAAGGAAAAACAUUCAAGACCUUCAGAGCAGCUACCAGGAACUGUGCAGCUCAACAAAGGCGUACGCUGAAACCUUAGAGCUGAGAGUGAAAGAACAUGAAGAUUACAAUAGUGACUUGCAAGAAGGGGAGAAAUGGUUGUUACAUAUGUCCAGCAGGCUUGUCAGCCCUGACUUCAUGGAGAGUAAUAACCUUGAAAUAAUUACUCAGCAGCUAGCCAACCACAAGGCUAUCAUGGAAGAAAUUGCAGGAUUUGAAGAUCGUUUGAACAGCCUUAAGAGUAAAGGUGAUUAUUUGAUCGAUCAAUGUACAGAACAACUUCAAGCAAAAUUUAAGCAAAAUAUACAAAGCCAUCUUCAGGGGACAAGGGACAGUUAUUCUGCCAUAUGUAGCACAGCCCAAAGAGUGUACCAAAGCUUGGAACAUGAACUCCAGAAGCAUGUUAACCAUCAGGAUACUCUGCAACAGUGUCAGACUUGGCUAUCUACAGUGCAGUCAGAGCUAAAGCCAAGUACUUGGCCACCUUUCAGCCUGGCAGAUGCAGUUAAACAGGUGAAGCAUUUCCGAGCUCUACAGGAGCAGGCCAAUACGUAUUUGGAUCUUUUGUGCUGCAUGUGUGAUCUGUCAGAUGCCACAGUGAAGAAUACAGCAACAGACAUUCAACAAACAAAACAGACGAUUGAGCAACAGAUAAUGCACUCACAGUAUUUGGCUCAAGGUUGGGAAGAGAUCAAACAAAUGAAGGCUGAGCUCUGGAUAUAUUUCCAGGAUGCAGACCAACAACUACAGAAUUUGAAAAGGAGACGGGCAGAACUGGAACUUAAUAUUGCCCAGAAUAUGGUACUCCAGGUUAAGGAAUUCAGUCAGAAGUUGCAGUCUAAACAGUCAGCUCUUACCGCUGUGACUGAAAAGAUGAACAAACUAACCCAAGGACAGGAAUCACCUGAACAAAAGGAAAUAGGACAGUUAAGCAACCAGUGGCUGGACCUCUGCCUUCAGGCACACAGUUUGCUCAUACAAAGGGAGGAGGAUCUGCAGAGGACUGGGGAUUAUCAUGAUCGCAUGAACGUAGUAGAAGUUUUCUUGGAAAAGUUUACAAAAGAGUGGGACAACUUGGCUAGGUCUGAUGCUGAGAGUACAAAUGUGCAUCUUGAAGCUUUGCAAAAAAUGGCACUGGCACUACAGGAGAGGAGAUUUGCUCUUGAAGAUUUGAAAGAUCAAAAACAGAAAAUAAUAGAACAUUUGAAUCUUGAUGACAAAGAAUUAGUAAAAGAGCAAUUUGGUCAUUUCGAGCAACGCUGGACUCAGUUGGAGGAUCUUGUGAAGAGAAAAAUUCAAGUUUCUAUAGCAACCUUAGAAGAGCUCAGUUUGGUUCAUUCUAAAUUUCAGGAACUAAUGGAGUGGGCAGAGGAGCAGCAACCUAGUAUUUCAGAGGCUCUUAAACAGAGCCCUCCUCCAGAUAUGGCUCAGAGUCUUCUCGUGGAUCAUCUUAGCAUUUGUAGUGAGCUUGAAGCCAAGCAGCUUGUUCUCAAGACCCUUGUGAAGGAUGCUGACAGGGUGAUGACCAAUCUAGGGCUCAAUGAAAGGCAGCAGCUGCAGAAAGCACUUUCUGAUGCACAGCACCAUGUAGAUUGUCUCAGCGAUCUGGUUGGCCAGAGAAGAAAGCACCUGAAUAAAGCACUGUCUGAAAAGACUCAGUUUCUCAUGGCGGUCUUUCAGGCCACAAACCAAAUUCACCAGCAUGAAAAGAAAGUAACGUUUCCAGAACAUAUCUGUCUGUUGCCUGAAGAUGUGAACAAACAGAUCAGGACUUGUAAGAAUGCCCAAGCUAACUUGAAGGCCUGUCAAAAUGAAGUCACUGGGCUGUGGGCUCAAGGAAGGGAUUUAAUGAAAGAAGCAACCGAGCAAGAAAAGAAUGAAGUGUUAGGUAAACUGCAGGAACUACAGAAUGUAUAUGACACUGUUUUACAAAAGUGUAGCCAGAGAUUGUUAGAACUUGAGAAAAACAUAGUUUCCAGGAAAUAUUUCAAAGAAGAUUUGGAUAAAGCCUGCCAUUGGCUAAAACAAGCUGAUAUUGUCACAUUCCCAGAAGUCAAUGUAAUGAAUAGUAACCGUGAACUAUACACCCAGUUGGCAAAAUAUCAACAGAUUCUUGAACAGUCUCCAGAAUAUGAAAAUCUGCUACUUUCACUGCAAAGAGAUGGCCAAGAAAUCCUGCCAUCACUUAAUGAUGUGGAUCAUUCAUAUCUGGAUGAAAAGCUUAACAUGCUUCCUCAGCAAUUCAAUAUUGUCAUUGCCCUGGCAAAAGAUAAAUUCUAUAAGGCUCAGGAAGCAAUUUAUGCCCGAAAAGAAUAUACCUCUUUGAUUGAGCUGACCACUAAAGCUCUGAGUGAGCUAGAAGAUCAGUUUAUUAACAUGGACAAAGCUCCAGCUGCUGUUUUAGCCAAAGAAGUUGUGUCUCUCCAGCAGGCUUACAGAGAUCUCUUAGGUGAACUGGUGAGCCUUGGUGCAGCAGUGGAUGAGCUGAACCAGAAGAAGGAGGCCUUUCGAAGCACUGGCCAGCCAUGGCAACCAGAUGAAAUACUAAAACUUUUCACACUGUAUCACAAGCUGAAAAGGCAAAUAGAACAGAAAAUCAACCUUUUGGAAGACACAAUAGAAGCAUGCCAGGAACAUGAGAAAAUGUGCAUGCAGCUCAAGACACAACUAGAGACAGUCCAGAAAGAACAGAUUAAGGUGAAUGAGGAAACGCUCCCAAUAGAAGAAAAGUUGAAAAUAUACCAUUCUCUGGCAGGCAGCUUGCAAGACUCCGGGAUCCUUUUGAAGCGGAUAAGUGAACAUCUAGAAUCCCUUUCUCCUCAGCUUGACCCAUCUGCUUGCGAGACAAUCAAUCACCAGGUGCAGUCUUGGCAAGAGACACUAAAGUCAUUGCAUGCUGCCAUUGGUGACACAGUGAUGGAGUGUGAGAACAGACUUGUACAAAGCAUAGACUUCCAGACAGAAAUCUGCCGCUCGCUUGACUGGUUGAGGUGGGUGAAAGCAGAGCUUAAUGGAACAUUAAGUUUGGACCUCAAACUGCAAAAUAUCCAAGAAGAAAUCCGCAAGGUUCAGAUACAUCAGGAAGAAGUACAGUCAAGCCUGAGAAUAAUGAAUGCACUAAGCAAUAAAGAGAAAGAAAGAUAUAUGAAAGCCAAAGAGCUGAUACCUGCUGACCUGGAAAACACUCUUGCUGAGCUGACAGAACUAGACGGUGAAGUUCAAGAAGCUAUAAACAUGAGACAGGCUACCUUGAACAAACUAUACAGUCUCUGCCAAAGAUACUACCAAGUGAUGCAGAUAGCAAAUGACUGGCUUGAGGAUGCUCAGGAAUUGCUACAUUUAGCAAGGAAUGGUCUUGAUGUCGAGAACUCUGAGGAGAACCUGAGGAACCACGUUGAAUUUUUCAGCACAGAAAGUCAAUUCAGUAACCAUAUGGAAGAAUUACAGGGCCUGGCAUCUGAGAUAGAACCAUUUAUCCAAGCUACAGCAAGAGAGCAACUGGGGCAGGAUAUAGCUGCAUUGGAGGAAAAGGGCAAGGGGACAAAGCAAGAAGCUGACACCCAGCAAGAACAAUUGCAAAGGUGUGCUUCUGAGUGGCAGGAGUACCAGACAGCAAGACAGAAGGUUAUUGAAGUGAUGAAUGAGGCUGAGAAAAAAUUAUCUGAAUUCUCAGUUGCUAAAGCGGCUUCUUCUCAUGAAGCUGAACAGAAAUUGUUGACACAUAAGACCCUUGUGUCUGUAGUGAACUCUUUCCAUGAGAAGAUCACAGCCCUAGAAGAAAAGGCUUCGCAGCUGGAAAAAGUUAGCAAUGAUGCCAGUAAGGCAACUAUAAGCAGAUCAAUGACAACAGUUUGGCAGCGCUGGACACGGCUCCGGAAUGUAGCCCAAGAACAAGAGAAAAUUUUGGAAGAUGCAGUGCUGGGAUGGAAGGGUUUUAAUGACAAGAUUCAGAGAGCCACCAUAGCAAUAGAUCAGCUACAAGGUCGCCUACCAGAAAGUUCAGCAGAAAAGGCAUCUAAGACGGAGCUCCUAGAACUCCUGGAUUACCACAGCAGUUUUCUUUUGGAGGUGGAGCACCAACUGUCAUCUUUGGGCCUGCUCAAACAGCACGCUGUGAGCUUGCUUCAGGAUGUGGAAGUGCAGCCUCCUUCUCAGGAAGAGCUACCAGUCAUGCAAGAAAUUAAAGCAAUGCAAGAUCGAUGCCACAAUAUGCAACAGAAAGUGAAAAAAGGCAUGAAGCUAGUGAAACAGGAGCUGAAGGAACGUGAGGCGGUUGAAGCAGAGAUUAAUACUGUGAAGUCCUGGAUCCAGGAAACAAAAGAAUAUUUGUUAAACCCUGAUAUGGAAGUGGAUACUCAACUUCAGGAGUUGCAGUCUCUCCUCAAUGAAGUAACUGCUCAUCGCCAGGCUGUGGAAAAAAUGGCUGAACAACAACAGAAUAAGUACUUGGGUCUUUAUACCAUUUUGCCUUCUGAACUCUCUCUUCACUUAGCAGAAGUUGGGCUGGCCCUUGUAACUAUACAAGAUCAGAUUCAAAGCAAAGAGAAAGAAACCCAACAGAUCAAAACAUUAAAUGAGGAGUUUGGUCAGAAAAUCCAGGGGAUAGCAAAUGAACUAAAUUCAAUUCUUUCCAAACUGAAGAAGAAAACCAAUGAUAUAGCACAAGCUAAACUUGAGCAGAAGAUUCUGGGUGAAGAAUUGGACAGCUGCAAUAUAAAGCUGGUGGAAUUAGAUGCAUCAGUCCAGGAUUUUGCGGAGCAGAAUGUCCCUCUGGCUAAGCAGCUGGCUAACAGAAUAGGGAAACUCACUGCGCUUCACCAGCAGACCGUGCGGCAGGCUGAAUACAGAGCAGCCAAGCUCAGUCAGGCUACUUCACAUUUGGAAGAAUACAACGAGAUGCUGGAGUUCAUACUGAAAUGGAUUGAGAAAGCAAAUAUCCUAGUGCACGGUACUAUAACAUGGAAUUCUGCCUCUCAGCUUCGUGAUCAGUUUAAGGCCUACCAGGCUAUGCUUGAAGAGUCCGGAGAUAUUCACGGUGAUCUCGAGGCCAUGAGUGAGAGGACUGAAUAUUUAGCAAGUGUAUACUGUACUGAAGGAAUGUCUCAGCAAGUGUUGGAACUGGGGCGGCGGACAGAGGAAUUACAGCAAGUUAUCAAAGUGAGGCUGCCAAACCUCCAAGAUGCUGCCAAGGACAUGAAGAAAUUUGAAAUUGAACUGCGAGCCCUGCAGGCUGCUCUGGAGCAAGCCCAAGCCACUCUGACGUCUCCAGAACUUGGGCGUUUGAGCUUGAAAGAGCAGCUUUCUCACCGACAGCAUCUGUUGUCUGAAAUGGAGUCAUUAAAGCCAAAGGUUCAUGCAGUACAAGUCUGCCAGAGUGCCUUGAGGAUUCCUGAAGAAGUGGUCACCAGCCUGCCAAUAUGUCACAGUGCCCUCAGGCUCCAGGAGGAGGCUAGCCGUCUGCAGCACACAGCCAUUCAGCAGUGCAACAUAAUGCAGGAAGCAGUGGUUCAGUAUGAGCAGUAUGAGCAAGAGAUGAAACAUUUACAGCAAAUGAUAGAGAGUGCACAUCGUGAGAUCCAAGACAAGCCGAUAGCAACCAGUAACAUCCAGGAACUCCAGGACCAGAUUUCACGCCAUGAGGAGCUGGCACAGAAGAUCAAAGGAUACCAGGAGCAAAUUGCUUCUUUGAAUUCGAAGUGCAAGAUGCUAACAAUGAAAGCAAAGCAUGCCACUAUGCUGCUGACGGUAACAGAAGUGGAAGGGCUUUCAGAAGGAAUGGAGGAGCUCGAUUCAGAACUCCUCCGCACACACCCUGCUCACCCCUCAGUAGUCAUGAUGACUGCUGGUCGCUGUCACACACUGCUCUCCCCUGUCACUGAGGAGUCUGGGGAGGAGGGAACCAACAGUGAGAUUUCUUCUCCACCUGCCUGUCGCUCUCCUUCACCCGUGGCUAAUACAGAUGCUUCUGUUAACCAGGACAUUGCUUAUUACCAAGCCUUAUCUGCUGAACAGUUGCAGACAGACGCUGCUAAAAUUCACCCCAGCACUUCAGCCACCCAGGAGUUCUAUGAGCCAGGCUUGGAGUCAGCUGCUAGUGCCAAACUGGAUGAUUUGCAGCGUUCUUGGGAAACACUAAAGAACGUGAUCAGUGAAAAGCAGCGCACUCUCUAUGAAGCUCUUGAACGUCAACAGAAAUAUCAAGACACGCUCCAGUCUAUAUCCACAAAAAUGGAGACCACUGAGAUCAAACUAAAUGAGAGUCUGGAACCGGGCAAGAGCCCAGAGAGCCAGAUGGCUGAACAUCAGGCUUUGAUGGAUGAGAUUCUAAUGUUACAAGAAGAAAUCAGUGAGCUUCAAACAUCAUUAGCAAAGGAGUUGGUUUCAGAAUCAGUGGAUACAGAAGCUGCUGAUCAGCUGGCGUUGCAGUCCACUCUCACAGUCUUGGCAGAGCGAAUGGCCACAAUUCGAAUGAAAGCAUCUGGAAAACGACAGCUAAUAGAGGAAAAAUUGAACGAGCAGCUGGAAGAACAGCGGCAAGAGCAGGCCCUUCAAAGAUACCGCUGUGAAGCCGAUGAGCUUGAUCACUGGCUACUCAAUACCAGAGCUACUCUGGACACAGCUUUGGUUACUGCUGAGGAACCUAUGGACAUGGACGCUCAGCUGACAGACUGUCAGAACAUGCUGGUUGAAAUAGAGCAGAAGGUGGUGGCCUUGUCUGAGCUAUCUGUGCACAACGAGAACUUGCUUAUGGAAGGUAAAGCUCACACCAAGGAUGAGGCAGAGCAGCUGGCCGCGAAGCUCAGGACGCUGAAGGGCAGCCUUCUGGAGCUGCAGAGAGUGCUGCAUGACAAACAGAUCAACAUCCAGGGUUCUUUACAAGAGAAGGAGGAGAGCGAUCUGGACUUGGUUUCCUCACAGAGUCCCAGUGUCCAAGAAUGGCUGGCACAAGCAAGAACAACUCGCUCACAGCAGCAGCAGAGCAGUCUGCAGCAACAGAAAGAGCUGGAACAAGAGCUAGAAGAGCAGAAGAAUCUGCUUCGAUCAGUAGCAAGCCGUGGAGAAGAAAUCCUUACACAGCAAGGUGCUCCAGAAGGCCUAUGUCUAAGUGAGAAGCCUGAUACACUCUCUGAGGAGUUAGGCUUGGAAGGUGAGAAGCCAUCAGCUGAAGAACAGAUGAAGAUGAAAUGGGAAAGCCUGAAUCAGGAAUUCAAUACCAAGCAGAGACUGCUCCAGAAAGCUUUGGAGCAAGAACAGCUGCUUUAUAACAGACCAAGCAGAUUGAUGUCUGGAGUACCUUUGUAUAAAGAAGAAGGACAGGAUCAGGAUAAAUCAUUAGUUUCACCAGUAUUGGUUGAAUUGAAUCAGGCCUUUGAAGAUGUGUCGUCUGAGGCUGGACGUGCAGAGAAGGAGAGCCUGCAUCUAGAGCAGAAGUUGUAUGAUGGUGUCUCAGCCACCUCUUUGUGGCUAGAUGGUGUGGAAGAACACAUGUUUGUUGCCACAGGUCUGCUGCCAGAGGAAACAGAAACAUAUCUCUACAAGCAAGAAUCUCUUGCCAAAGAAAUCAAAGAGAUAACAGAAGAAAUGGAUAAGAACAAGAAUUUAUUUACUCAGACAUUUCCGGAGAAUGGUGAUAAUAGGGAUGUUAUAGAAGACACAUUGGAUUGCCUCCUGAGAAGACUGACCUUACUGGAGUCAGUAGUAAACCAGAGAUGCCAUCAGAUGAAGGAAAGGCUCCACCAAAUAGUUACUUUCAAGAGUGAUCUGAAGCUCCUGUUUACAUCGCUAGGUGAUAGCAAAUAUUUAGUUCUACAGAAACUGGCAGAGGCAGUUGAGAGACCAGAAACGGAACAAAUUCAGGUCAUACUGCAGGCAGAAGAAGGUUUGAAGGAACUAGAUGCUGGCAUCAAUGAAUUAAAGAAGCGUGCAGACAAACUACAAAUUGACCAACCUUCUGUGCAAGAGCUAUCUAAGCUCCAGGAUAUGUAUGAUGAGCUGAUGAUGAUCAUUGGAUCCAGACGGAGUGACUUGAACCAGAAUCUGGCUCUUAAGGGGCAAUAUGAGCAGGCUUUGCAGGACCUGGCUGACCUGGUAGAAACAGGCCAAGAAAAGAUGUCUGGGGACCAGAAAAUGAUCGUUGCUUCUAAGGAAGAGGUCCAAUUGCUACUUGACAAACAUAAGGAGUAUUUUCAGGGGCUGGAGUCUCACAUGAUUCUGACAGAAACACUCUUUAGAAAGAUGAGGAGCUUUGCCUUCUUGAGGGAAACUCAGUCGCAUUCAGAACUAAUGACAAAAGCUUCAGUUGUAUUAAAGCAGGCCCAUAAACGAGGUGUGGAGCUGGAAUACAUUCUAGAGACCUGGACGUGCCUGGAUGAGGAUUAUCAGGAACUUACCAGACAGCUGGAGUCUGUUGAAGGUAGCAUUCCCACUGUUGGUUUGGUGGAAGAGACUGAGGACAGGCUUACAGACCGGAUUACACUUUUUCAGCGUCUGAAAUCUAACCUGACUGAAUACCAGCCCAAAUUAUACCAGGUGCUAGAUGAUGGGAAGAGGCUCCUUUUUUCUGUUAGCUGCUCAGAGCUGGAAAGUCAACUGAACCAACUAGGGGAGCACUGGUUAAAUAACACCAACAAGGUGACCAAGGAGCUUCACAGGCUGGAAACAAUACUGAAACACUGGACAAGGUAUCAGAAUGAAUCAAUUGAACUGAUGCAUUGGUUACAAUCUGCAAUGGAGCGGCUUGAAUUCUGGAGCCAGCAGUCAGUGACGGUUCCUCAGGAACUGGAAACAGUCCGAGACCACCUGAAUUCCUUCCUGGAGUUUUCAAAAGAAGUGGAUGCUAAAUCGUCACAGAAAUCUUCUGUCCUGAGUACUGGGAACCAGCUGCUUAGGCUGAAGAAGGUAGAUACAGCAACAUUGCGUGCAGGAUUGUCCCACAUUGACAGUCAGUGGACAGAGCUGCUCACAAAAAUCCCAGCGGUGCAAGAGAAAUUGCAUCAGCUGCAGAUGGACAAAAUUCCUUCACGCCAUAAAGUUAUUCAGGAUUAUGUCCAGAAGUACAAGGGUUUUAAGAUAGAUUUAAAUUGCAAACAACUCACAGUAGACUUUGUGAACCAAUCAGUGCUACAGAUUAGCAGCCAGGAUGUUGAAAGUAAACGUAGCGACAAAACUGAUUUUGCCGAGCAGCUCGGAGCAAUGAACCGACGUUGGCAGAUUCUGCAAGGCCUGGUAACAGAAAAGAUCCAGCUACUGGAAAGUCUGCAGGAAUCCUGGACAGAAUAUGAAAAUAAUGUGCAGUGCCUAAAAACCUGGUUUGAAACCCAAGAGAGGAAACUGAAAAAGCAACAGAGAAUUGGAGACCAGGCUUCAGUACAGAAUGCUUUGAAAGACUGUCAGGAAUUAGAAGAAUCAAUUAGAGCAAAGGAAAAAGAAGUAGAAAACGUAGAACAGAUUGGUCUUUCUUUGAUACAAAGCAAGAAGGAAGAAGUCUCUUCUGCUGUAAUGAAUACACUGCAAGAAAUUAACCAUUCCUGGGCCAAUUUGGAUCACAUGGUUAGCCAACUGAAGUUAUUGUUGCAGUCCGUUCUUGAUCAGUGGAGCAUUUACAAAGUGGCGUAUGAAGAACUGAAUAGUUACCUGAUGGAAGCCAGAUAUUCUUUGUCCCGUUUUUAUCUUCUUACUGGUUCUUUGGAAGCUGUUAAAGUCCAAGUUGAUAACCUUCAGAGCCUACAAGAUGAAUUGGAAAAGCAAGAAAAUAGCUUACAGAAAUUUGGCUCCGUGACCAAUCAAUUAUUGAAAGAGUGUCACCCACCAGUGACUGAAACACUUAGCAGUACUUUGAAAGAAAUGAAUAUGAGGUGGAACAACCUUCUGCAAGAGAUUGCAGAGCAGCUGCGUGCCAGUAAGGGCCUCCUUCAGCUUUGGCAGAGAUACAAGGACUAUUACAACCAGUGUUCUUCCGCGGUCCGGCAGCGUGAAGAGCAGACCAAUGAACUCUUGAAGACUGCCACAAGCAAAGACAUUGCCGAUGACGAGGUUGCCGCUUGGAUUCAGGAUUGCAACGAUCUACUCAAAGAUUUGAAGACAGCACAGGAGUCACUAGUUGUUCUUCAAGAACUAGGAGAGGAGCUAAAAAGCCGAGUGGAGGCUUCAGCAGCAGCAACUAUACAGUCUGAUCAGCUAUCUCUGAACCAGAAUCUGUCAACUCUAGAACAGGCUCUUCACAAGCAACAGGCUGUACUUCAGGCCGGAGUACUGGACUAUAAAACCUUUGCCAAGAACCUGCAAGUCCUUGAGGCUUGGAUAACAGAAGCAGAAGAAGUACUGAAAGGACAAGAUCCCAGUCACUCAUCUGAUCUCUCAGCAAUCAAGAGUAGGAUGGAGGAACUCAAAAGUCAGAUGUUGAAGUUCAGCAGCAUGGCGCCAGAUUUGGACCGCCUUAAUGAGCUAGGUUACAGGCUUCCACUAAAUGAUAAAGAAAUCAAAAGGAUGCAGAAUCUGAACAGACGUUGGUCUCUGAUCUCAUCUCAGACUACAGAGAGAUUCAGUAAGCUGCAGUCUUUCUUGCUGCAGCAUCAGACCUUCUUGGAGAAGUGUGAGACUUGGAUGGACUUAUUAGUACAGACUGAGCAGAAGCUGGCUGCAGAGAUUUCUGGAAACUACCAGCGCCUUUUAGAGCAACAGAGGGCACAUGAGCUAUUCCAGGCAGAGAUGUUCAGCCGCCAGCAGAUUUUGCAUUCAAUUAUCUCUGAUGGGCAGCACCUCCUAGAGCAAGGACAGGUGGAUGACAGAGAUGAGUUUUAUCUGAAGCUGACCCUUCUAAGUAAUCAAUGGCAGGGAGUAAUUCGCCGGGCACAGCAGAGGAGGGGAAUCAUUGACAGCCAGAUCCACCAGUGGCAACGCUAUAGGGAGAUGGCAGAGAAACUGCGCAAGUGGCUGGUGGAAAUGUCCUGUCAGCCAGUGAGUGGGCUGGGCAAUGCUCCUAUCCCGCUGCAGCAAGCCAGAGCUUUACUGGAUGAAGUGCAACUUAAAGAGAAAGUUCUCCUAAGGCAGCAAGGGAGUUAUAUCCUCGCUGUGGAAGCUGGGAAGCAAUUGUUGCUCUGUGCUGACAGUGGAGCCGAGGCAGCCCUGCAAACAGAGCUUACUGAAAUUCAGGAGCGCUGGAAGACAGCUAGCAUCCAACUUGAGGAACAAAAGAAACAGCUUGCUUUACUACUGAAAGACUGGGAAAAAUGUGAAAAGGGCAUAGGAGACUCCCUGGAGAAGCUAAGAUCAUUCAGAAAAAAGCUUUCUCAGCCGUUGCCAGAACACCAUGAUGAGUUGCAUACAGAGCAAAUUCGUUGCAAGGAAUUAGAGAAUGCUGUUGAAGGAUGGACAGAUGACCUUGCACACCUCUCCCUGCUAAAGGAUACACUCUCUGCUUACAUCAGUGCAGAUGAUAUCUCAAUCCUCAAUGAGCGCGUAGAGCUUCUGCAUAGACAAUGGGAGGAGCUGUGCCACCAGGUCUCCUUACGUCGCCAGCAAGUAAGUGAGAGAUUGAAUGAGUGGGCUGUCUUCAGUGAGAAGAACAAGGAGCUCUGUGAGUGGCUGACACAAAUGGAAAGUAAGGUUUCUCAAAAUGGUGACAUCCUCAUAGAAGAAAUGAUUGAUAAACUUAAAAAGGAUUAUCAAGAGGAAAUUGCUGUAGCCCAAGAGAAUAAAGUCCAGCUCCAGCAAAUGGGAGAGCGACUUGCUAAAGCUAGCCAUGAGAGCAAAGCAUCAGAGAUUGAAUACAAACUUGGCAAAAUCAACGACAGAUGGCAACAUCUUCUAGAUCUCAUUGCCGCCAGGGUGAAGAAGUUGAAGGAGACCCUGGUUGCAGUGCAGCAGCUGGAUAAGAACAUGAGUAGCCUGAGAUCUUGGCUAGCCCACAUUGAGUCAGAGCUGUCCAAACCUAUCGUCUAUGAAAGUUGCAACUCUGAGGAGAUACAAAGGAAGCUAAAUGAACAGCAGGAACUUCAGAGGGAUAUAGAGAAGCACAGCACUGGAGUGGCAUCUGUUCUCAAUCUGUGUGAAGUGCUUCUUCACGACUGCGAUGCCUGUGCCACAGAAGCAGAGUGUGACUCUAUCCAGCAGGCCACGCGGAAUCUGGACAGAAGGUGGAGGAACAUUUGUGCAAUGUCAAUGGAAAGACGACUUAAAAUUGAAGAGACGUGGCGUCUAUGGCAAAAGUUUUUGGAUGACUACUCUAGAUUUGAAGACUGGCUAAAAAUCUCUGAAAGGACAGCUGCUUUCCCGAGCUCCUCUGGUGUGCUUUACACGGUUGCUAAGGAAGAACUAAAGAAAUUUGAGGCUUUCCAGAGACAGGUGCAUGAAAGUCUGACUCAGCUGGAACUGAUUAAUAAACAAUAUCGCCGCUUGGCCCGAGAGAACCGCACUGACUCUGAUUGCAGCCUCAAGCAGAUGGUCCACGAAGGAAACCAGAGAUGGGACAACCUACAAAAGCGAGUUACUUCCAUCCUGCGCAGGCUAAAACAUUUUAUUGGCCAACGUGAGGAGUUUGAGACAGCACGUGACAACAUCCUGGUAUGGCUAACAGAGAUGGACCUGCAGCUGACCAACAUUGAACAUUUCUCAGAAUGUGAUGUCCAAGCAAAGAUAAAGCAACUUAAGGCUUUCCAGCAAGAAAUUUCGCUGAACAACAACAAAAUUGAGCAGAUAAUUGUGCAGGGUGAGCAGCUCAUUGAGAAAAGUGAGCCUAUGGACGCAGCGGUCAUUGAAGAAGAACUAGAUGAGCUGCGUCGUUACUGUCAAGAGGUCUUUGGUCGUGUGGAACGCUACCACAAGAAACUGAUCCGCCUUCCUCUGACUGAUGACGAACAUGACCUCUCCGACAGAGAGGUGGAUCUGGAUGAAUCAGCAGAUCUCUCUGACAUACACUGGCGUGACAAAUCUGUGGACAGCAUUCUCUCUCCGCAGCGUUCCUCCAACCUCUCGCUGCCCCUCGCCCAGCCCGUGAGAAGCGAGCGAUCAGGGCGGGAUACCCCUGCAAGCAUGGACUCCAUCCCCCUGGAGUGGGAUCAUGACUACGACCUCAGUCGAGACUUGGAAACAGCUGUUUCACGGGCACUGCACUCUGAGGAAGAAGAAGGACAAGACAAAGACUUCUACCUUGGAGGAGCAGCUGGUGUAGCAGGAGAGCCUGGUGCCCUGGAAACACAUAUCCGACAGCUGGACAAGGCCUUAGACACCAGCCGUUUCCAAAUACAGCAAACAGAAAACAUCAUCCGCAGCAAAACACCUACAGGACCAGAGCUGGAUUCCAGUUACAAAGGAUAUAUGAAGCUACUAGGUGAGUGCAGUGGAAGCAUAGACUCAGUAAAAAGGCUUGGAUAUAAACUAAAGGAGGAAGAAGAAAAGUUAUCUGGACUCAUUAACCUGAACAGUACUGAAACACAAACAGCUGGUGUAAUUGACCGAUGGGAAUUAAUCCAGGCCCAAGCUCUAAGCAAGGAGCUGAGAAUGAAGCAGAACCUUCAGCAAUGGCAGCAGUUCAAUUCCGACCUUAAUAGCAUUUGGGCUUGGUUAGGAGAAACUGAAGAGGAGCUGGAGAAACUCUGCCGUCUUGAUCUCAGCACUGACAUACAAACUAUUGAGCUCAGGAUUAAAAAACUGAAAGAGCUGCAGAAAGCGAUUGAUAACCGCAAGGCGAUCAUCUUAUCCAUCAAUCUGUGCAGCUCAGAAUUCACUCAGUCUGACAGCGAAGAGAGCAAGAAGCUUCAAGAGCGUCUGUCUCAGAUGAACAUGUGCUGGGAACGUGUAUGCAGUAUGAUCGAAGAGUGGCGCUGCUCACUGCAGGAUGCAUUAAUGCAGUGCCAGGAUUUCCAUGAAAUGAGCCACGGGUUGCUUCUCUGGUUAGAGAAUAUUGACAGAAGGAAAAAUGAGAUUGUGCCCGUCAAUCCAAACCUGGACUCAGAAACUCUGCAGGAUCAUCACCGCCUUCUAGUGCAAAUCAGACGUGAACUACUGGAGUCUCAGUUGAAGGUGGCAUCACUGCAAGAUAUGUCCUGCCAAUUGCUAGUCCAUGCUGAAGGCAAGGACUGCCUUGAAGCCAAAGAAAAAGUACAUGUCAUUGGAAAUAGACUGAAGCUUCUUUUGAAAGAGGUCACACAUCACAUAAAAGAUCUAGAGAAAAUUCUAGACAUUUCAAGUAGUCAACUGGAUUUGUCCUCGUGGUCGUCUGCUGAUGAAUUGGACACAUCAGGCUCAGUGAGUCCUGUAUCUGGAAGAAGCACUCCAAGCAGACAGAGAACGCCACGGGGCAAAUGUAGUCUCUCACAGCCUGGACCCUCUGUCAGCAGUCCACAUAGCAGGUCCACAAGAGGUGGCUCAGGUUCCUGCCCUUCUGAGGCCAGGCCGGUGUGGCAGUACUCGUCCUUCUUCCUCAGGGUCCUCCGAGCUGCUCUGCCCCUUCAGCUGCUCUUGCUGCUCCUGAUUGGGCUGGCUUGCCUGGUGCCAGUGACCGAGGAGGACUACAGCUGUACUCUGUCCAAUAAUUUUGCCCGAUCUUUCCAUCCCAUGCUCAAAUAUACUAACGGCCCCCCUCCAUUAUGAAGCUGCGAGAAGGCGGGCGACCUUGGUGGAGGGCGGGCCAGGAGGCAAGGCCUGUUUUAAAGUGUUACGGCACUCAGCGUGGCAGCUUUAGCUCUCUGCGGUAGCCACUGUGUCCAUACUGUUCUCUACUGGCACUCAGCUAAUAAUGCAUCGAUGUAUCAGUAUCGAAUCACGCAAUGUAUUAUCUGAGUUGCAUCGUUUGCAUCCCUGGCACGAAGGAGGAUGUGAAAUGAGUGUCGGAAAUGUCUUUCUGUCCAGCAUUCUGGAUCUUUUAGCCACUUUAUAUCCAGGUCAUUGCCCUUUACUAUGCAUAGCCAAGGACUUUAUACUGUAGACCCUUUCCUAUGCGCUCCUCUAAAUGAGCCAUUAGCCAGUCUUUGUUAAAUUCCCUCUCAAUACCUACAGUAUACAAAACAACCAGUGCUAAAGAAAUUUUAGAGCAUUUGUAACAUACAAUUUUAAAGGAUCUUGUAUGGCAAUGUAUUAUUCCCCAUGGUUUCUGUUUCGGGCAUGGUGUUCUAACCUUUGCUUUGGAUGCACAAGGUGUAAAUCUGAGAAGCACUUUUUUAAGGUUUAAAAAUGGAUGUAAUAAAUAAGAUCAUGAAAGGUUUUAUGAGGAAAAAUAUUGAAUGUCAAGUUGAAAAACAAAGAACAUAUUUAUGUAUGUACAGUUUGCUAAGCCAAGUUUUGUUUGUAUUGAUUUCUUUGCAUUUAUUAUAGAUACCAUAAAAUAUUUUGUCUAUGUGCUUUUUAAUAACAACUAUGAAAACCUCUACGUUUAGAAUGAGAUAUGUAUGGUAUAAAAAAAAAAAUACAAGCCAUAAAAAUGCUGCAGUUCUAAAAAGAAUUAAAAUAAAAAAUGCUGUAACAAAUUAACAAUAUAAGGUAUUUGUGGGAACAAAAAGAUUCUGCAAACUUGUUAACAAACAGUAAGAAUCUGUGUAUGUUGUGCUGA
Messenger RNA from Struthio camelus australis, 27296 nucleotides. The record is from RefSeq and is a predicted model, not a curated record. Lineage: Eukaryota; Metazoa; Chordata; Aves; Struthioniformes; Struthionidae.